AUGGAUAAAAUGAUGAAAGGUUUUAAGCAAAGAGUUCUCCAAAGAACUAAAUCUUUAGAUUCAAAAACCUUUUCUAAAAAGAAAGACAAAGAUAAAGAUCAUAAAUCUCAGCCUUCUUCAGCAACAAGUACCAGUAGCUCUGGCAGUAAUACAAAUGUUUCAUCCAACUCUAACUCUAAUUCAAUUGGUUCAAACAAUUCAAAUUCAAUUCACAACAAUAACAGUAACAAUAACAAUAACAAUAACAAUAAUACUAAUACUAAUACUAAUACUACCACUAAUAAUAACAAUAACAAUAAUAACAAUAAUAACAAUAAUAAUAACAAUAAUGUAAACAAUAAUGUAAACAAUAACUCAAAUCAAAUUUCUGAUUCAAAUAAAAAUAAAUCAAAAAUCUCUUCUUCAAAAAAUGAUCAAUCGUUAAAAUCAAAAUCAAUAAAUAGCUCAUCCUCAAUCGAUUCAAACACAACUUCCACCUCUGCUUCUACUUCUAGCUCAAAUAAUAACUCAAACUCAAACAAUACUAACAACAGCCUUGUUCCCCCAUCCGUAAUAAUAACUGACAACUCAACUUCUUCAUCCUCCUCCUCAUCUUCAACUUCUUCUUUGUCAUCAAAAUCAAAAUCAAAAUCUGCUAAAUCUAAUAUCACUUCCUCUCAGACCACCAUCUCCAGCUCCAAUAAUACUCAACAACAAUCCUCCAGCGAUAAUAACAACAAAGCAUUAUCAAAUAAUAACAACAAUAAUUCUCCAAGUCAUACUGAUCAAUCUCAAAAUCAAUUAUACCAACAAUUUCAACACUCUCCACAACUUCAACCUUCCUUACAAACUCUAGCUGCUCCCUUAAACUCAACUCCUUUAAUCUCCUCUCCAACAAACGAUUCUGCAAAUAACUCAUUUAUACCACGUUCUUCUCACUCCUUUGAUAGAGAUAGAAGACUACUAUUAGACACUGAUAUUGAUCUAAUAAAGACCCCUCAAAGACACUCAUCUUCAAGAUUCGAACCAACUUCAAAAAAACAAAC
Messenger RNA from Ascoidea rubescens DSM 1968, 1025 nucleotides. RefSeq lists its product as uncharacterized. The transcript has a single exon. NCBI's taxonomy places the organism in Eukaryota, Fungi, Ascomycota, Saccharomycetes, Ascoideales, Ascoideaceae. The annotation marks the transcript as partial. The record is from RefSeq and is a predicted model, not a curated record.